AUGGGAAGCAACGGAAUUCGCUUCUCAGUAACAGAUAUGUCACCACCCUUCUCCCGCAUCCUUCCAGCAGUACACAUGUACCGUGUAGAUAUUUCACUCUACGACGUGCAAUUCGACCCAGCAACUGGGGCGAAGGUUUCAAUUCCGCAGAAUGUUAUCGAGCGCGUGAUUGCUGCCCUUCUUCGUUUCAAGAUCGUUUGUGCCGACCUUGGAGUGCCGGAAAGCAACAUUCACGUUGUCGCCACUGAGGCGACUCGGGCUGCCCUCAACUCCACAGACUUUAUCAAGCAGAUCAAUUCUUCCACCGGACUUUCAGUUGAUCUUUUAAAGAAGGAAGAUGAGGGUCGCAUUGGUGCCUUGGGCGUUGCCAGUGGCUUCUUCAGCAUCGAAGGUCUUAUGAUGGAUCUGGGUGGAGGCAGCACACAAAUUACCUGGAUAAUGUCCGACGGCGGCAAUGUUCGUAUCAGCGCCAAAGGCUCCUUUAGCUUCCCAUUCGGAGCAGCUGCAUUAACAAAGAAGAUUGAAGGGGCGAAAAGAGGGAAGUCGAAGGAAGAGGCAGAGAAGGCACUAUCAAAGCUUCGGGACCAGAUAAUGAAUGAUUUUACCGACGCUUACGAAAAGCUUAAGGUCCCUACAAGUAUGGUAGAAAGGGCAAAGAGAGAUGGUGGAUUUCCUCUAUAUCUCUCAGGAGGGGGCUUUCGGGGCUGGGGAUAUCUACUGCUUUACUUGAGUCAGAUCCAUGGGAAGCCCCAUCCAAUAUCGGUCAUCAAUGGGUAUACCGUUAGCAAAGAGAGAUUCGAAGACACACAUUCCGUGGAAAAAGUAGCGCAGACCGCUCACUCCAUCUUCCGCGUCUCUGAUCGGCGGAGGCAACAGGUCCCUGCGGUGGCAUUUCUCGUCAGCGCCUUGGCUAACGCCAUUCCCCAUGGAAUCCGGACCGCGCAUUUCUGCCAGGGAGGCGUAAGAGAAGGAAUUCUCUUCCAAGAACUGCCCCCUUCUGUUCGGGCUCAAGAUCCGUUGGAAGUCGCUACGCAGAGAUAUGCACCUCGGUCUGCAGAUGACAUUUUCAACCUCCUCAAGUUCUCAAUACCGCCAGCAUCAGAAGACGGGUCAAAGCGUUUUCCGUACUCGAUCACUGCCCAUGUUAUUCGUGGAUUUGCAAAUAUCCUCUACGUUCACGCUGGUAUGGACAAGGAGCUUGCCUCUAUCUCUGCGCUCUACAGCAGCAGUACAGGUCUCAUGUCUUCAACUCGCGGGGUCUCACACGAGGAUAGGGCGAGGUUGGCGCUUAUGUUGGAGUCCCGAUACAUGGGAGAGCUGCCCCCACGGGAUGUGCAGUUCAAAGCGUCACUCCAGCGUUUGAUAACUCCUGAAGAAGCUUGGUGGGUUGCCUAUCUUGGUCGCGUUGGAUAUUUGAUCAGCCGACUCUAUCCAUCUGGCAGAAUCGAUGAGAUAAAGCCCCGAGUGGCGCUCUCCGCGGAGUGGGCAAAUACCCUGGGGCGCAAGGAAGACAAAGAGGGUGUGCGGCUGACGAUCUCGAUCCAGAAGGUGGAGCAUGAUCCUGCCCAGCUGAAAAAAGCCCUACAGGAGCACGUGGGAAUUGUGGAGAAGGUGGGGAAAAAGAAGAAUUGGGUAGGUGAGCAUGGCGGAUGGGGAAUGAAAGUGCAGGUUAAGGUUGUUGAAGAGAACAUUCUAUGA
Truncatella angustata is the source of this 1698-nucleotide messenger RNA. Its product is annotated as Ppx/GppA phosphatase family-domain-containing protein. The record is from RefSeq and is a predicted model, not a curated record. Lineage: Eukaryota; Fungi; Ascomycota; Sordariomycetes; Amphisphaeriales; Sporocadaceae. The transcript has 2 exons. Bases 1 to 1698 code for a protein of 565 amino acids. Gene Ontology annotation, biological process: regulation of transcription by RNA polymerase II.